This is a messenger RNA of Ictalurus furcatus (blue catfish), 1548 nucleotides long. Its product is annotated as nuclear autoantigen Sp-100-like. The transcript is spliced from 7 exons. Gene Ontology annotation, cellular component: nucleus. Gene Ontology annotation, molecular function: DNA-binding transcription factor activity, RNA polymerase II-specific; DNA binding. Bases 130 to 909 code for a protein of 259 amino acids. NCBI's taxonomy places the organism in Eukaryota, Metazoa, Chordata, Actinopteri, Siluriformes, Ictaluridae. The record is from RefSeq and is a predicted model, not a curated record. Gene Ontology annotation, biological process: regulation of transcription by RNA polymerase II.
GGGGGUGUGUUUCAGGGUUUCUCGAGCACAACAAAUCCUCAGUCAGCACUCAAUCCUACUCAGGAUCACAAAGCUAGAGUCUGACAUUAAGAAGAAGCAUUUUGUUUUUGACGGAUAAACAGCAGCCAAAUGAAUCCAAUGGAUUUUUUAACGGAUGAGCAGUUGAUCAGAUUUCUUCAAUGUAAGAAGACAGAGAUCUCCUCUUACAUAGAGGAACCACUCACCUUCCUCAACCAGCUCCGAGACUACAAACUGGUACCUGAGGAUCUCUACCAGAAGGUAAAAAAGAUGAAAAAUAAGGAGAGAAAGCAGGAAGGUGUGUAUGAGAUUUUGGACUGGGUAGAGAAGAAACAAGGACGGCAUGUGAAACUGUUUUGGAGUUGUGUGUUUCAGGAUCACAUCCUGCAGAAAUAUCCCAGACUCAGCGGGCUCAAAAAAAGGCUUUUUGAUGGUCCCUUUAGGAUUUCUGCAAGGCUUAGCAAGGCAGAGAAACCAACCAUUAAUACGGAAGUUGAGAGAAAGGAAAAGAAGCAAGAGCAAAGGAAGGGUGAAACAAAGAGAAAGAAAAGUGGUGAAGAGAUACAUGAGGAGGAACCAGGCCCUUCUUCUGUGUCCACCCAAAAGAAACCAGCCAAGAAGCCCACACUCUCCCAACUUUUAGAGAAAGGGGAACUUCCUGUUACCUGCGGAGAUAAAAAAGGCACUUUGUAUCGAGACAAGCUUGCUAGAGGAAAGGAGUGUAUUUUGUCUGAGGGGGUCUGGUUCACCCCAGGUGAAUUUGAGAAAUUUUCAGGAAGGGGAAAUAGCAAGAACUGGAAACUCUCCAUCCGCUACAAAAAGACUACACUGCAUAAACUUAUACAGGCGGGUAAAUUGCAGUGUCGAUAUAGGAAGGCCAGAAGAAAGUGAGAUUUCCUUUAAGCUGUGUGGAAAGCUCCAGCUUUCAUCAGUACACACAGGCCUUUAUUUUGUAGAAGUCCACUCACUGGUCCAACGACAAUAUCCAAUGACAUGGUGGAAGGAUUCCCGCGCUUUUCUGUCUUUUCGAAGCAAUGCGGAUACAUUUACAUUAUUACAUUUGUUAUUCCACUUCUGUUUGAAUCUGUCUUAAAUUAAAUCUGACUCCAAUUGUAAAAAAAAAAUCCUCAGUGUUGUAUUUAUUUCCUAGUUAUUUGUAGAUCACGAGUUUAUAAACACUUUUGAUCUUUUGCAUUUAAUUAAUUCUAGUUAAUUCCAUACUUUAGAUUGUGUUUGUCAUUCAGAUUCCAUGUCGCUCAGAGUCUCACGCUGACUGUGUAUGCGGAUCUCACGGUCACAAACUCGCCAGUCUUGGUCAUUAGACAGAGGUAACUGACUAAUACUACUCAGAUGGCCACCCAUGCUUGCCCUUUUAUCUAAAAAGUACUUUGUUUAGUCCCCUUAGAUAGUAGCACUUAAUUAUGACCGCUAAAAUUAACAGAGAUAGACCAACAUUACCUAAGUUAAAAAUAGCUUUAUAUAAUCUUGCCAUAGUUUCCUAUGUACACUUAACUAGAAAAGUAUUACAAU